UUUGUCCACCAUAUAUAUUCACCAAAUUAUGUCUCAAUGUUGUUGUUGCUGUUACUCGGUAAUGGGGUUUCUUAAGGUUGAUUUGGACCUGGGCAACUAUGAACACUUCCUAGAUGUGACUCUUACUAGGGAUAACAACAUGACCACUGGCAAGAUAUAUCAGGGAGGGAGACACCAUCAGUUGCUGGAAUCAUUAACCCAGGUUCUGAGGGAUUUCAGAAGCUAUUUUUCGGUCAAGAUGAAGUCGCCAUACCAGUGCACUCAAACAUUGAAGCAUCAUGCGCCGCACAUCCUACUGCUGAUGUUUUAAUCAACUUUGCUUCAUACAGAAGGGCAGUGAUUAUUCUAUGAGUAGUGUUUUGGAGUGCGAAACUUUUAUGGUUGUACCUAACGAUGAAUGUAUGUUGAUAUAUGUGCAAUGCUGCUGCUUCUUCCAUGGCUGCUCUCAAGCAACCAACCAUUAGAGUUGUGGCAAUUGAUCGCAUGUGC
This is a messenger RNA of Malus domestica (apple), 489 nucleotides long. NCBI's taxonomy places the organism in Eukaryota, Viridiplantae, Streptophyta, Magnoliopsida, Rosales, Rosaceae. The record is from RefSeq and is a predicted model, not a curated record.